Molecule: messenger RNA, 1120 nt
Organism: Suillus subaureus
Lineage: Eukaryota; Fungi; Basidiomycota; Agaricomycetes; Boletales; Suillaceae
Product: ribonuclease H2 non-catalytic subunit-domain-containing protein
Exons: 5
Coding region: 31-1077 (348 amino acids)
Biological process (GO): RNA catabolic process
Cellular component (GO): ribonuclease H2 complex
Source: RefSeq, a predicted model, not a curated record
CCUUCUGAUUAACCAACCAACACCACCAGCAUGGAAAUAUCACCAGUUACUCUUGACCUCCCAGAAUGCUCGCCCAAUCUCAUGCCAUUUCACAUCUCUCACUCAGGGCCCGCACCAAUAUCUACAUACUUUCGCGUCAAGCCCUCGACGCCUUCUAGCCCGUACCUUUCCCUUACACAAAACACGUCCAACGAAACACACCUGUCCACGGACAACAGCCAGAACACCCUUGUUGCUGAAGACUCCCAAUCCUCCCUAACUACAAUUGCCGAAUCACAGUCUGCUUUAUUAGAGGAGGAUUCACAGGCAUGUCCUGCAGGAGUGGACACUUCGAUAGCCGACGCAGAUUCUGGGACUCAGGCCAGCCCAUCAAGCGAAUUGGCUCGUGCGCCACCCACGGCACCUCCAGUAGAAGGUAGUCUCAGCAAUAACUUUACCGCAGCAUUCAGAGGGAGGCAGGUACACGGUCGUACCGUGGACCUACCACAAGGUUACGGUGGCAUAGUCCUUAGUGCACCGAGCAGUGAUAUAAACAGUCAAGGCGAUGACAUUGGGACGGUUGAAACAAUAGCUCAAACUAGACGCAAGAGUCGAGCGACACGAACAUGCAGCCGACAGAUGGAGACAGAUAAAGAUGAUGCGGUGGACGCAGAUCAUGAUGACUCGCGUGUUGAAAUUCGAAGACUGACCCCGGUCUCAAAGUUUUCUUCCUUGACUGUUUGGUCCCCAGACAUACCGGUGGAUGAGGGCAAAGACGAGUAUCUUAGGUCCUUGACGGAGUGGACAAAAUUAGCGGCAGAGUCUUUAGGGCUAGAUCUGGUCGCUUACUCGUCAAUCUGCGUCACUCGUAAUAAUACCAUGCCUGCCCAACACCCAGUUUCGAUUAUCGUAAAUACCAACGCAGCUAUCUCGACCAUCGUGCUAUCGUUGGUGUUAAUAGGCACACUGUGUGUACACAUAUCGUGUCCUGAAGAUAUGAUGAAGGGCAGGCAUAGUAGGGGGAAGUGCAAUAGAGAUGCGACGACAAGCACUGAAUAUGUGUACAAUGUUGAAGGUGACGAAAUCGCGAUACGAUGAUGUGCAGCUGAGACCGCUCCGAUGCAUCAGCCCGAGACAGAAC